This is a messenger RNA of Engraulis encrasicolus (European anchovy), 2684 nucleotides long. It is a transcript of the gene setd7, whose product is annotated as SET domain containing 7, histone lysine methyltransferase. Gene Ontology annotation, molecular function: protein binding; histone H3K4 monomethyltransferase activity; chromatin binding. Gene Ontology annotation, biological process: heterochromatin organization; peptidyl-lysine monomethylation; regulation of DNA-templated transcription. The record is from RefSeq and is a predicted model, not a curated record. The coding region runs from base 282 to 1403 and encodes 373 amino acids. The transcript has 8 exons. Gene Ontology annotation, cellular component: nucleus; chromosome. NCBI's taxonomy places the organism in Eukaryota, Metazoa, Chordata, Actinopteri, Clupeiformes, Engraulidae.
GGCUAUAACACGCCUUUGAUAUGUCCUGUUUAUCUAGGCUAGGCCUACAACAAAGCUUGUCUCUUAUUCUCGCGUUGGCAGUGGUUAGACAGUGAGCUAUGUACGAUAAUAGCUGGGGGUGAUGAAGCAGGUCUGAUGAUGUCAGUUACAGUGCGCCGGCUGGGUAUAGCCUACCGAGCUGAACAAAAUCCAGCGUUCUUCCAACUACAAGAGAGCUAUUUAAGAAGGGCUAUUGGUUCACGCCCUAGUCAGAAAGAUUUUUGAGUCGUGACAGUUCAACAAUGGACAGCGAUGAUGACAUCGAAGAGGUCGUAGACGGUCCAUUGGAUGAGAAUGACCAGCCACAUGGCUUCUGCAUGGUCACCUACUCCUCUAGUGACCGCUUUGAGGGCCACUUUGUGCAUGGAGAGAAGAAUGGGAAAGGGAAGUUCUUCUUUUUCGAUGGGAGUACUCUGGAGGGCUACUACAUGGAUGACGGUCUGCAGGGCCAGGGUGUGUAUCGCUAUGAGGACGGGGGCUCUCUGCACGGCACCUAUGUGGACGGGGAGCUGAACGGCCCCGCGCAAGAGUACGACCAGGACAGCCGGCUCAUCUUCAAGGGCCACUACAGGGACAACAUCCGCUGCGGACUGUGCUGGUUCUACUAUGCGGACCGGGGAUGUGUGGUGGGGGAGGUGAAUGAGGAAGGGGAGAUGACUGGUAGCCACGUGGCGUACGUCUACCCUGAUGGCAACACGGCUCUGCUGGGCAGCUUUGUGGAUGGGGAGCUGAUCGAGGCUCGACUCGCCAGCCUGACUGUACAAGAGAACGGCCGGCCACACUUUGACAUCGUAGAUGACAGCACUAUUUAUUCUUAUGACAAGUCCACAUCCACCUGCAUUGCUAACCAGAGACUUCUCCCUGAUCCAUACGAGAGCCAGCAUGUGUUUGUUGGACAGUCGCUGAUCUCAGGAGCAGGAGAAGGCCUCUUUGCCAAGACUGAUGCGGACCCAGACACUGUGCUGGCGUUUUACAAUGGAGUUCGCAUCACACACUCUGAGGUGGACAGUCGGGAUUGGUCAGUGAACGGCAACACGAUCUCCCUGGACGAGGACACGGUCAUCGACGUGCCUCAGCCUUUCAACCAGAUAGACACUUACUCCGCCUCCCUGGGACACAAGGCCAACCAUUCCUUCACUCCCAACUGCAAAUACAACCCAUAUGUCCACCCUCGAUUCGGUCUCAUCAAGUGCAUCCGGACAAUCCGGGCGGUGCAGAAAGACGAGGAGCUGACCGUGGCCUACGGUUAUGACCACGAGCCUUCCUCAAAAUCCGAACUGCCCGCGCCCGAGUGGUACAUCAAGGAGCUCCGGGAAUUCCAGGAGCGCAACGGCGAGGUGCCGGCAGGCACGAAAGCUUGUUAGCGACUCUUACUGCUCCGUGCUGCCCUUCAGCUGCCUCUCGUACAAACACUUCCAUACCAUCACCUCACCCACUCUCUCCCCUACAAAACACUCUGCAAAUGUACCUGAUUGCAAAUUGUAAUGCCUCCUACCAACGUUUCUUACAUUCUCUCUUGCUCACUCCAUUUUGCUCUCUCUCAUCUGUUGUACCCAGCCCAGGUGAAUUCCUCCAUGGGCUACUCCUAAACUCCUUUUCCAAAACGGUUAACAGUUGAUGGCUCAUGUUACAACCUCCACCCCCCACUCGGACACCAGUAACCUGCGCUGUGUAAACUCAAUCUGAAUCUAAAUCUGAAUCUACCCUGAUGACCACAAUGACCCUCAGUCCCUUUCCCUAUACAGUACUCCAGUGUAACUUAUUGCUUGCCAUCUCUGUCAAAGCAAAGUAAUGAUUUGAUCCAGCCCUCUACACCUUAAUUUCCCUCGGGAUCAAUAAAUGAUACUCUAUCUCUACUUUACUUCUAUGUAAUUACAAUGAAACUCAUGGUGUGUGCAUCUGCAGAGAGUUUGUUCCACAGUGCUUGGUGCUGGUGUUUGCACACAUCAGGAGGUCUUUCAAGAUCAGCACAAAAAAGGCAGUGGCCACCAGACGUCAGACACACCCAGUAAUAGGCUAUGUACACACAAACCCAGGGGAGCUAUGCAUUCACAGUAUGUAUUUAUCCUCCAACCAGGUAAUCUGUGGGAUGUGCAGAUCUGUAGUGAAGUCACCCCCUGCAACAGUGGCAAUGACAUUGGGAAGUAAUGGAUUGCUAUGUGAUUUAUUUAAUAAUCACUGAGUGCUUGUAUUGAAUAAUACACUAGCCCUAAACCCAAUAAUUAACUUGUUAGAAGUCUGCUCAGGUUUGUGCAAGUAAUCUUUCCUUUUUUUCCUCCUUCCUUUUUUUAAACAGUGUGUUAUUACUAGUUGUAUUUUGUCACUUGAUGUUCUCAUUUGUUAUGGGAGUUAGCAACUGUGAUAUUUCUCACUAACAGUGCUAUUUAUUUGUGCCGAAUUGUUUUCAUAUGCCUUGUAUCAAUAAUAUCCCAUUCUCUCUGCUAUACUGACAGAUGUUACUGGUGAUAUGUUACUGAUAAGACGGAGAACUGUUUACAAGUGUGCGUGCGUGCGUUUGAAAUCAUGUGCUGUAUGUGUGAAUGUGGACGAGGUGACAACUGAAGCAUAUGUGUAAUGGCAAAGGUCAAAUGCGUUUUCUGCUGUAAACCAGAACAGACUAAAUAAAAAAAAUGCCACAGCCGUUA